Amblyraja radiata (thorny skate) is the source of this 1470-nucleotide messenger RNA. RefSeq names its product prostaglandin I2 receptor (gene ptgir). Gene Ontology annotation, cellular component: plasma membrane. The record is from RefSeq and is a predicted model, not a curated record. The coding region runs from base 262 to 1284 and encodes 340 amino acids. Gene Ontology annotation, molecular function: prostacyclin receptor activity. NCBI's taxonomy places the organism in Eukaryota, Metazoa, Chordata, Chondrichthyes, Rajiformes, Rajidae. The transcript is spliced from 2 exons. Gene Ontology annotation, biological process: negative regulation of smooth muscle cell proliferation; positive regulation of cytosolic calcium ion concentration; inflammatory response.
AAUGAAGGCGAGUCGCUGACUCCCUUCGCUGUUGCAGUUCAAGAGACCAGAUCAGCUCUCCAAAUCUCCCGCUCUCGCUCUCACACCCUCUCUCCCAGUCUCUCUGUUCGAGUCAAUGUCCAGCGCUGACCCCAGAGGGAAGGAGUCGUGAAAGGAGAGUGGUGGACACAGACAAACAGGGCAGCCUCUGAACUUUUAGGAAACUUUUUUUCUGUGUGUGAGUGAGAGAGAGCGAGAGGAGAGAGGGAAGGCGCCACCGCGAUGAACAUGUCUUGUAAUGAAACCACCCAGAUUUUGGACAACAACAACCCUCUGGUGAGCGUUCUACUUUUCGUGUUGGGUCUGUUGGGGAACCUUCUCGCCUUGAUCAUCCUCGGUGUACACAGGAAGGAGCUGCGGGUCAAAUCCUCUGCUUUCUGCAUCCUGGUGACCGGCUUGGCUGUCACCGACUUGCUAGGGACUUGCAUCCUCAGUCCCAUCGUAUUCGUGGAAUACGCGCACAUGAAAUCCAUGAUCGGUUUGGUUGAAGGUCACUCCCUGUGCGACAUCUUCUCCGGCGCAGUCAUCUUCUUCGGGCUGGCCCCCACUCUCAUUCUGUGCGCCAUGGCGGUGGAGCGGUGCCUGGCUAUCAGUUACCCUUACUAUUACUCUCAGCACAUCAACAGGGGCUACGCCAAGACCGCCCUGCCCUUGAUCUAUGUCUUCAGCGCCCUAUUCUGCGCCUUGCCCAAGAUGGGCUUUGGCAAACACAAGCAAUACUGCCCGGGGACUUGGUGCUUCGUCGAGAUGCAGUCCGGGGACAUCUCGGUGGUGGCAUUCUCGCUGUUGUACGCCAGCCUGAUCGCCUUCCUCAUCGUGGUCGUCUUGCUAUGUAACGCCUCGGUCAUUGUCAGUCUCUGUAAGAUGCACAGGGGCCAGAGGGGCAGGAGAGGCUCCGUCUUGUCCUCCAGGAAGCGGAGGAGGAGCGUCUUCGGUCAGAGGGAACUCGAGGUGGACCACCUAAUUCUUCUGGCCAUGAUGACCACCAUAUUCGGCAUCUGCUCCCUACCCCUGACGAUUCGUGGAUUCAUCAACGCCAUCAAACCGGACAAGGAUGACAAUCAGGACCUGGUGGCUUUCCGCUUCUACUCCUUCAACCCCAUCGUGGAUCCCUGGCUCUUCAUCCUGUUCAGGAAGUCCAUGUUCCGAACAUUCAAGCAGAUCCUCUGCUGCCGCUUCUCCGAGUCCAUCGUACGAACCAACCUCCAAGACCCGUUGAAACACCAGAGCAUUUCGCUGUGCUGAGCGGGGGAGGGGAGGGUUGGCACACAGGUGCUUCAGAGGAAGUGGCCCUGUGCCCAGCGUGGGAUCUCACCAGGGUAAAUGCCAAGGGGACUUGUACCAGAACGCAGAGAGAAACUGGCACCUCAAUCAGCCACCAUUGACUUCUUCUUCUUCUUGCGUCGGGCCUAAAGCUGCAAGACAACUUGU